AUGGGAGUAGCAAAUACAAUGGGAGCACUGAGAGAGACAUGGUGGAUACCAAAGAUGAGAACAUUGGUCAAGAGAGAAAUCAGGAAUUGCAAUGUGUGCAAAGUAUUUUCUGCAAAACCAUUUGAAGCACCAGCAACAGCUGCGCUCCCAAUGUUUCGUACAGUUCAGAGCCUGCCAUUCCAGAACACAGGUGUUGACUUUGCCGGGCCUCUCAAGUGCAGGGGGAGUACAAGCAAAGAAGAGAUCAAAGUUUACGUGAUUAUUUUCACUUGUGCUGUGAUGAGAGCAGUUCAUUUAGAGGUAACAAGGUCACAAACUGCUGAAGAAUUUCAGAGGAAGUUAAAUGCGUUCAUUACAAGGAAAAUGAGACCAGAGGUCAUAGUCUCUGACAACGCAAGUGUUUUCAAGACAACAGCUGAGUGGAUAAAAUUGAUACGAAAAAGUGAAAAAUUGCAAGACCAUUUGGCAACUCUAGGCAUCACUUGGAGGUUCAACUUGUCGAAAAGUCCCUGGUGGGGGGCGAUGUAUGAAAGAUUAAUUAAGGAUUUAAAGAAGACAUUGUACAAAACCCUUGGAAAAACGCAUUUGCAAUUUGAACAACUGGAAGCAGUCAUCAUGGACAUAGAGAGGCAUUUGAAUAACAGGCCAUUGACAUAUGUAGAAAGUGAAAGUGGGGAGGAGCAAGUGCUAACACCUAACAAAAUCAUGUGGGGGAAGGAUUCACAUACAUUUGAAGAUGUGGAGGUAGACGAAGAAAGAGUGACCAAGAUGUAUAAGAGAUUGAAGAAUGCGAAAGAGCACGUGUGGUCACGUUAG
This is a messenger RNA of Rhopilema esculentum, 816 nucleotides long. The record is from RefSeq and is a predicted model, not a curated record. NCBI's taxonomy places the organism in Eukaryota, Metazoa, Cnidaria, Scyphozoa, Rhizostomeae, Rhizostomatidae.